AUGUCGAUGGAGUCCUCUUUCAACGCCGUAGAGCUCCAGGAGCUUCGGGGCGGAGGAGGCCGGCGAGGCGUGUCUCCGACGCCGGGCUCAGCGCCCUGGACAGCGGCCACUGUGGGCAGCGCCGGCCGGGGCUUCGAGAACGCCUCCUACCAGCAGGACGAGGAUCAUGACCACCAACUGCAGGGGGCGACUGUGUCUGCGGGAGGUCCGCCCUCAACUUCAGGCAACAGCAAGGGGGAUCAGCAGCAUCAGGAGCCGUACGAUGAGGAGGAAGGAGCUGGAGGGCAGGAGGACGGACAGGACUUCACCGAGUUCCACCCCGCCGACGACCACUCCGCGGACUACGGCUUCAUCUUCGCCCUGGUGUUCCUGGUGAGCGGGAUCGUCCUGGUGGUCAUCGCCUACACCAUCCCCCGAGAGGCCAAAGUCGACCCGGACUCCGUGUCUGCCCGGCAGAUGGAGAAGCUGGAGAUGUACUACGCCCAGCUGGGCUCCCACCUGGACAAGUGCAUCAUCGCGGGCCUGGGCCUGCUGACCCUGGGGGGGAUGUUCCUGUCUGUGCUGCUCAUGGUGUCCAUCUGCCGGGGCGAGAUGUACCGACGCAGGGCGGCGUUUGUCCGACCCAAAAGGACUUACGGCUCCAUCAACCUGAGGAUGAAGCAGCUGGCGACCGGAGAGGCGGGAGGAGGCGAUGGCGGGGACGGAGGUGAGGAGUUUUUGGUGGAACACGCAGACACGCGGAAUAACAUGCAGCCAGAUCCCAGCCGGGUCUCCAGAUCAGAACCGGGACCGAGCAGGCAUCCUCCACCUCCUGCUGCUCCUUCCUCGUCUUCUUCAGCUGCUGCACACGGAGUCGACUAG
Morone saxatilis (striped sea-bass) is the source of this 861-nucleotide messenger RNA. RefSeq names its product transmembrane protein 74B (gene tmem74b). Lineage: Eukaryota; Metazoa; Chordata; Actinopteri; Moronidae. The record is from RefSeq and is a predicted model, not a curated record. Bases 1 to 861 code for a protein of 286 amino acids. The transcript is spliced from 2 exons.